UCACUAAGUUUGCUCUUCGAAUGGGUUUCAAGGAAGAAAACCUCUCUACUACAUUUUCUCAUAAUAUGUUCUUAGAAUGGCGGAACAACAGUUGUCAGCCGAAUUUCUGGAGGAAUGUGGUGCCUGAUCCGACUAAAACGUGUGGCCCUUAUCACCCAAAAAAUCACAGUCAUUCAUCGUCAAACAGCUAUGUUACAUCGAUAGACAGUAACGGUUGGGUUCAUCGUUAUAGAUUUCAUCAUGAUACAAUAGGAAUGGUUGUGGUGGACAGUGCCGGAAGUAUUUGUGCUGGAACAUCCUCGAAUGGAGCGCGUUUCAAGUUAAACUCGCCAAUUCCCGGAGCUGGUGCCUACGCGGUUGACGGUGUAGGUGGAGCUGCUGCAACUGGAGAUGGCGAUGUGAUGAUCCGUUUCAUGCCUAGCUUCUUUGUUGUUGAACAAAUGCGCCUUGGUACAAAGCCCUACAAGGCAACUCACAAAGCUAUCAAACGCAUACUUGAUUACUACCCUAAAUUUCAAGGUGCAGUUGUUGGAGUAAACUCAAAUGGCACUUAUGGGGCUGCUUGUGCUAAUAUGGAAAACUUCAUGUUCUCUAUUGGAGAAGCGAGUAAAACUCGAACUGAAUCUGUUGCUUGCAUAACAAGUAGUUCUCGCUCAGGAAGGCAGAAGAAGUCGAAAACGACCUAA
Angiostrongylus costaricensis is the source of this 686-nucleotide messenger RNA. NCBI's taxonomy places the organism in Eukaryota, Metazoa, Nematoda, Chromadorea, Rhabditida, Metastrongylidae. The record is from the annotation of a GenBank genome assembly.